AUGUUUCGGAGUCGCAGUUGGUUUGGUGGUGGUCUGUGGAAACCCAAAAAUCCACAUUCGCUUGAGCAUCUCAAAUAUCUUUAUAAUGUCUUAUCGAAAAAUCAAACAGUGUCUGACAACAAUAGAGGUCUACUUGUUGAAACUCUCAGAUGUAUUGCUGAAAUUUUAAUCUGGGGAGAUCAAAAUGAUAGCAGUGUCUUCGACUUUUUUUUAGAAAAAAAUAUGCUAUCAUUUUUUCUUAGGAUAAUGAAACAAAAAUGUGGUAGUUAUGUCUGUGUUCAACUUCUUCAAACGCUCAAUAUAUUAUUUGAAAAUAUAAGAAAUGAAACAUCUCUGUAUUAUUUAUUGAGUAACAAUCAUGUAAAUAGCAUAAUCGUGCACAAAUUUGACUUUAGCGACGAAGAAGUAAUGGCUUACUACAUAAGUUUUCUAAAGACAUUAAGUUUAAAAUUGAAUGCACAUACCAUUCAUUUUUUUUAUAACGAGGUAAACAAGCAUACAAAUGACUUUCCAUUGUACACCGAAGCCAUUAAAUUCUUCAACCACUCUGAGGGGAUGGUAAGAAUAGCUGUACGUACACUGACAUUGAAUGUGUACCGCGUAGAAGAUGCUUCGAUGCUCGCUUUUAUACGUGACCGCACAGCGGCUCCUUAUUUUAGUAAUUUAGUUUGGUUUAUCGGAAAUCAUAUCAUUGAACUUGAUACAUGUGUUCGAAAUGACGCAGACCAUCAAAGUCAAAAUAGAUUAGCGGAUUUGGUAGCAGAACAUUUAGACCACUUACAUUAUUUAAACGACAUUCUUUGUCUGAAUAUCGAGGACUUGAACGCAGUGUUAUCAGAGCACUUGCUUCAUAAAUUACUAGUUCCUUUGUACGUUUACUCGCUGACUAAAUCAAAGAAUCUAUCAAGCCACUCAACCCAAGAAGAACGCAAACAUGUCAGCGUGGUCGUAUCACUUUUUCUACUGUCUCAAGUAUUUUUAAUCGUCUCGCACGGACCUCUAGUAUGUACCCUAGCGUCAGUGAUCCUGAAAUCCGACUCUGUGAUAAUCGAAAACGGAGCAAGUAGAAUGUUAGAAGAGUAUGAUCUCAAGACUGAUAAGUCAAUAGCUUUUGCACCACCCAUUGAAAGCUUGGAGAAGUCAUUAGAAAGUUUGAGUGGAAUUUCCGAGGCCCAGAGUCCGACUAUCGAUGUGGUUUCAUCCAAUGAUUCGCCACCAUUGAGUUGUACGAGUGAAGAACUUCCAGAGUCGUCGGAUUCAGAUAUCGUGAAGCUCGAUAAUUUGGAUGAUAAAAUAAAGCAUCUGAAUGUUACGGAUGAAGAAAAGGAGAGGUUGGCUCUCGAGAGUCCCGUGUCUUCUAAAAUUCCAGAAGGAUUGUCCAAUGGGCCCGUUGUAUCUAGACCUUUUCUUGAUACUAUUCUCAGCUCGUUGCAAUGUACAGAAAAUGACUACGCGGCGCUUUUUGGACUUUGUUUACUUUACGCUCUUAUCAGUAAUGAGAGUGUUAAUGAUGAAACGCUUGAUUUUUUGUUAAGUCGUCGACAAAAAGAAAUGUCUAAUAGCUGGUAUAAUGAGACACUAGUAGAAAAAUUAAUUAAUGUUAUUUCAAUGAGUUGCCAAAACAACGCCAAAAUACGACUUGUAACGUUGGAGUUGUGUGUUAAAUUAUUAUUGAAAAUCGUUAUGUCUGAUGGACAAAGUUUGUUAUGUGAUGCACAUUUAGCAGCAAUUGAAUCUGCAAGAGAGCAGAGUACUGCGUUGUUAAGAAAUUUUUAUAAAAGUGAAGAUAUCUUUUUGGAUAUGUUUGAAGAUGAAUACGUUGAAGUGCAAAAAAAACCAUUGAACGUUGAAUGGUUGAUGAUGGACAGUAAUAUUUUAUUGCCACCAACUGGUACUCCAAUGACUGGGAUUGAGUUCACGAAGCGACUACCUUGCGGCGAGGUCGAGAGAGCUCGCCGAGCAAUCCGAGUGUUUUUUAUAAUCCGCGAACUGUCAUUGACACUGAAUAAAGAGACAGAAACACAAUUACCACUUACUAACCCGGCGAAUUGUGUCCAGGUUAACAACGUUCUUGACCUAAGUAAAAGUUAUUCCCAUAACAGUGAUUUGAUCGCUUGCACAGUGGUCUGGAAAGACGGACAAAAGAUAAGACGGUUUUUGGUAAUUGAUGUUAUUCAAUUGAUUCUUGUGGAACCUGAUACGAGAAAAUUAGGAUGGGGUGUAGCGAAAUUAGUGGGAUUUCUUCAGGAUAUCGAAGUCGCUGGCGACAAAGAUGAUUCUAGGUGUCUUCAUUUGACGAUUCAUAAACCAAGCAGUAGUUCUACCAACAAGCUACCUCUUCUUUCGGCAAAGUUUAUUUUUGAUGAUCAUAUUCGAUCCCGGCUUUUGGACAUUCCAACAAACCUCCCAAGCUGUUCAACUCCCCCAAAUUACGCUCUAUUUGGUAUUCGUAAUGAACGAAUGGCUGGAAGAGGUCAGCGACCUAAGGAUCAACCACGACCAAUGUUUAUGGUUAACAAAGUGCCAGGAUUUGCUGCGCAAAUGCGCAAAGAAACGCCGAGAGCUCGGCGUGAAGAUGCCAGCCCGAGUGGAAGGUCUCAAGACAGUAGUUUGAGGUCUCGUGACAGCUCCCCAAAGAUGCCGAGACCUCGCAGCGAAGAGAUUCCCCUAGAAGAUAUGCGGCUGAGAAAAUCCUCGCUGACUGUCAACGGGUCCGCUAGUUCCUCUGAUAGGGACGAAAUACCUGUGUUAAAUUUAUCAAUUAAUAGCGAAUCAGCUGUGAUGAAUAAACAUUCUGAAGAAACUUCGUUCACUUCACCGCAAAGUCAACAAAUUAAAAAAAGUCGUCGGAAAGGUCAAGUAGAGACUGUGUAA
Molecule: messenger RNA, 2874 nt
Organism: Cotesia congregata
Lineage: Eukaryota; Metazoa; Arthropoda; Insecta; Hymenoptera; Braconidae
Source: the annotation of a GenBank genome assembly